AUGGAACCGCACAUUGCUGUGCUUGUGUUGGAUACUCCAAUCGAGUCCAUCACGGACGAGUUUGGUGACUUUGGCGAUAACGCGGUAGAGCUCCUCAAGGCAUCUAAAGUUCCGCUCAAGAAGUACCAGAUUGCCUAUGACCUCGCCGACCCACUGCAACAAACCGUGACUGAUCUGAACUUCUCCGACCUACUGGACGGCAUUGACCAGGGCCUGAUCAAGGGUUUAGUGUUAUCUGGGUCACGCUCAGACUCCUUUAAUAACGAGAACCCUUGGAUUCAACUGACAGAUAAGUUCCUUAAGUCGAUCAUCGCCAACCGCCCAGGGUUCCCUAUGGUCGGCCUUUGCUUUGGCCACCAAAUUUUGGCUAAAAACUUGGGCUGCAAGGUCAACAGAAACACGACUGAGAAUGGCUGGGAGUGUGGCAUCACCACCAUCGCCUUGAACAAAAGCAUUCUUUCUGUGGAAAAGUCGCCCUUUGCGGACACCUUGGAGACGGAAGAUGGUAACGUGCUCGAUCACAUCAAUUUGGUUGAGUUCCACAGAGAUGUUGUUUACGGCUUGCCUCCCACUUCCACUUCAAACUCGUUGUUGUCCCAGACCAACUUUCAGUCGAUUGGCAGCACGAACAAAUGCUCCAUCCAGGGUCUUGUGACGGAGUCAGGUCCGGUCAAGAUUCUCACGUUUCAAGGUCACCCUGAGUUCUCCACUCCUGAAACUUUGAAACUCUUGCAGCUUACCCACGAAAUUGGGAAGAUUGACAAGGCGACCUUCGACCGCCUGAGCUAUAAGACCAAUAAUUUGAUCAAUCACGGUACUGUUGUCGCCAAUGUGAUCCUCAAAUUCUUGGAAACUCACAGCUGA
Molecule: messenger RNA, 864 nt
Organism: Candidozyma duobushaemuli
Lineage: Eukaryota; Fungi; Ascomycota; Pichiomycetes; Serinales; Metschnikowiaceae
Product: putative amidotransferase
Exons: 1
Coding region: 1-864 (287 amino acids)
Cellular component (GO): nucleus; cytosol
Source: RefSeq, a predicted model, not a curated record